This is a messenger RNA of Notodromas monacha, 3453 nucleotides long. NCBI's taxonomy places the organism in Eukaryota, Metazoa, Arthropoda, Ostracoda, Podocopida, Cyprididae. The record is from the annotation of a GenBank genome assembly.
AGGUAGAAUUAAUUCGCACGGACACGUUACCAUUGUAGUCCCUUGUUUUGCUGGUGUACUGUGUUGCGCUUUCGAAUUAUUUUUGUGCAAUUCCAUCGUUCCCUCAUCGUCGUGAUGUUUCACGGCAGGAUGACGGAAACCCGUGAUUUCUGAGGAAUAGACCCUUUCUUCCUCAUCCAUUCAUUCCUCGGACCCGGUGAAAACUUGAUCUCGCCGCGGAUUCUUCGAAAUUUCCUUCUAUUCUGCUCAGAUCCACGGUGAAUUUGGAACUGGGUUCUCAUCAAAUUCCUGGAUUCAUCAAAAUUUUCGUGCAUUCCAAGCAUCUGUGAUACAAGAGAAUUCCAAAAACAGGACGCCAGUCACGAGGAAACUGUUUUCUAGUGGAAGAGUCGCACAUUUGGUCACUGGUCGUGGUUGUGGUUUCCAAGCUUUUGGUCAGUGUUGGGGUAACUGGAAACAAACAUCACAACAAUGGGUGGGAAAAUCAUUGAUCGUCUCAUGCGACGUAAGUACAUCAGUUCCGGGGAAUUGGCGGAGUCUUCGCUGAAGAGGACACUUACUACUCUGGAUCUGACUGCACUUGGCAUCGGGAGCACCUUAGGAGUGGGUGUGUAUGUGCUGGCUGGAGAUGUGGCCAAAAACUCUGCUGGACCUUCUGUUGUGCUGAGCUUUGCGAUUGCUGCUAUUGCAUCUGUGUUUGCUGGGUUGUGUUAUGCUGAAUUUGGUGCCCGGGUACCUCGAGCUGGUUCAGCGUACGUCUACAGUUAUGUUUGCGUCGGAGAGCUUAUUGCAUUCAUCAUUGGUUGGAAUUUGAUUCUGGAAUAUGUGAUUGGCACUGCAAGUGUUGCAAGAGGAUACAGUAAUUACUUGGACUCUCUAUUUGACAAAAAAAUGCAAUCAGCAUUUCGUAAUAUCACUCCAAUUCACGACUGGCUUGACAGCCCAACUGCUUCUGAAUACCUGUCUUCUUACUUCGACUUUUUUGCCCUCGGGAUUUGCAUCCUGUUGUCAUUGCUGCUAUCUUUUGGGGUGAAGGAGUCUUCCAAGUUCAACAAUGUGUUCACUGUUUUGAACUUGUUGGUUGUCGUUUAUGUCAUCAUCAUUGGAAGCUUCAAAGCGGACAUCAAGAACUGGCAAAUUGAACCUGAAGAAGUUGAAAAUUCUGGUAACUAUAAUGUUGGAGACGGAGGUUUCUUUCCUUUUGGAAUCAAUGGAAUGUUGUCCGGUGCUGCAACUUGUUUCUAUGGGUUCAUUGGAUUCGAUGCUGUUGCUACAACUGGUGAAGAAACCAAGAAUCCACAGAGAUCAAUUCCAAUUGCAAUCGUGGUGUCGCUGACAUUCAUUUUCCUGGCUUACUUUGGGAUCUCCACGGUACUGACCAUGAUGUGGCCCUACUAUGACCAGGAUCCCAAUUCCCCGUUGCCUACAGUGUUCGAGGCUAUUGGUUGGCCUUCUGCAAAAUGGAUUGUGUCCAUUGGCGCUUUAUUUGGACUAUCAACUAGUUUGUUGGGAGCAAUGUUUCCUCUUCCAAGGGUUGUCUAUGCUAUGGCCAAGGAUGGUCUAAUUUUCCGAUUUCUUGCCAAAGUUCAUUCCAAGUACCAAACCCCCAUGCUUGCAACCCUGCUUUCUGGAACCUUCGGAGGAAUCCUGGCGGCAAUUUUCGACCUUAAUGCAUUGGUGGACAUGAUGUCGAUUGGAACUUUGUUGGCUUACACUCUGGUCGCCCAUGUGGAUCAAUAUUUACUUGAUGAUGAAGCUCUCGGACAAAACCUGGAUUCGCUUUUCUGUCUGGAUGACACUAGGAAGUUCUUGGAUAGUCUGGUGCGACGCAAGUACAUGAACCCCGAUGAAAUGGUGGAAACUUCGUUGAAGAGAACACUCAAUGCGCUGGAUCUGACUUUGUUGGGGAUCGGAAGUACGUUAGGAGUGGGUGUUUAUGUGCUGGCUGGAGAUGUGGCUAAAAACACGGCGGGACCCUCUGUUGUGCUGAGCUUUGCCAUUGCUGCGAUUGCGUCGGUGUUCGCGGGGUUUUGUUACGCUGAAUUUGGUGCUCGGGUGCCACGAGCUGGUUCUGCGUACAUUUACAGUUACGUCUGUGUCGGUGAGUUCAUUGCGUUCAUCAUUGGAUGGACUUUGAUCCUGGAAUACAUGAUUGGUACUGCGAGUGUUGCGAGAGGAUACAGUAAUUACUUGGACGCUCUGUUCAACAAGAAAAUGCAAGCGGCCUUUCAUGAAAUCACUCCAAUUCACGAGUGGAUCGAUAACCCGACAGUCGCUGAAUACCUCUCCCCUUACUUGGACUUCUUCGCCUUUGCGAUUUGCGUAUUCUUGACUUUGCUGCUAUGUUUCGGCGUGAAGGAAUCGUCCAAGUUCAAUAGCGUGUUUACUUGCUUGAACUUGUUGGUAGUCGUUUACGUCGUCAUUAUAGGAAGCAUCAACGCAAAAGUCAAGAACUGGCAAAUCAAGCCUGAGGAAGUUCAAAAUCCUGGGAAUAAGUUGGAUAUUGGCGACGGAGGUUUCUUCCCUUUCGGGAUCAAUGGAAUGUUGUCUGGUGCAGCAACUUGUUUCUACGGGUUUAUUGGAUUUGAUUGUGUUGCUACGACAGGUGAAGAAACCAAGAAUCCGCAAAGGGCAAUUCCUAUUGCAAUUGUGGUAUCCCUGACAUUCAUCUUCUUGGCCUACUUUGGGGUCUCCACUGUACUGACCAUGAUGUGGCCUUACUAUGACCAGGAUCCCUAUUCUCCCUUGCCUACUGUAUUUGAGGCUAUUGGUUGGUCUUCUGCAAAGUGGGUUGUGUCAAUUGGUGCUUUAUUUGGCCUAUCAACAAGUUUGUUGGGAACUAUGUUCCCCCUUCCAAGGGUUGUCUAUGCAAUGGCAAAUGACGGACUGAUUUUCCGGUGCUUUUCCAAAGUCAAUGCCAGGUUUAAAACCCCGGUGAUAGCAACUCUAGUUUCUGGAACAUGCGGAGGAAUCCUAGCUGCGAUUUUUGAACUUAGCUCGUUGGUGGACAUGAUGUCGAUUGGAACUUUGUUGGCUUACACUCUGGUCGCCAUGUGUGUCUUGAUUUUGAGUAAGGAAGAGGUGUAUUAUUCAAAAAUAUCAUCUUCAACAGGAGUGUGCUUCAUUGGAGUCAAUGGCAUACUCAUCUUCCAGGAGGAUUCAAUUAGUGGAAAAAGUGAUGCAAAAUGGCCCAUUGUGCUUCUGGUCAUUUUUAUCCUGAUGUCUUUAAUCACAGUUGUUAUAAUUUCUCGCCAGCCGAUGAAUAAGCACAAACUACACUUCAAGGUCCCAUUGGUGCCAUUUUUGCCUGCUGUGAGCAUAUGGAUCAAUAUUUACUUAAUGAUGAAAUUAUCAGAUAAAACCUGGAUCCGCUUCUCUGUCUGGAUGAUACUUGGUGAGUGUGACUGCAUUGAUCUUAUCUCUAAGAUUAGCUUAAAGAUGGCAAUGAUUUGA